GGUCAAAACACGUCAAAACCAGUUCAAAAGAACUAAAAUUUUAACCUCACUUUUAUUUCUAAAUUUUAUUAUUAUGUAAGUUAAAAAUACGCACUUUCUGCUUCGAAAAUGUUAAGGAAAAGUUUAUUAUCGGUUAAUUUUUUCCCAACAACAUUCAUACGAAACCUCACAUCGACGGAAGUAUCAUCAGCCCUUAGACCCUUUUAUUUCUCCGUACAUCCGGACCUUUUUGGUCAACACCCAAAAGAAAGGGCCAUCAACGAGACUUCUUUGCAGCAGCUGAGCUCAGUUUUAGAAGCCCUUCAAAGUUCUAAAUAUUCCAGACCCAUCACGCUACCGUUUUAUGUCAAAAAUAGGAGUGAUCCUAAUGAGGCAGUUAGGUUGAUAAAAAUCUAUCUAAAAGAACCUGAUAUUGAAACUACUAUAGUAAACAUAUUAAAGGCCUGUAAUUUACCAACUGAACAUUUGGAACAUUUAGUUGAGAGCAACGGUAAAGAAAAAAGUCAAAAUAUUUAUAAUGAGAAAGAAUGGGUCUCUGUCCGGUAUAAAAACGAAUAUGAUUUUACGAAAAUGAAUAAAAAUCAUCCUCUUUUUGCUACUUAUAUUAUGCAGCAAAAAAUUAAAAAGGCCAGGGAAAGUCUAAGAUUGAGAAAUUGGUUACAGCAAAAUUGUUCAGAGGCAUUAGAAAAAUGCAAGAGUGGCCAAGCUUCUAGAAUAGAAAUCAAACGUCUGAAAGAAGAAGUGGUAAACAAUUUUAAAUUAAAAGAAAUUAUCUGGGAUUGUGGAUGGAAUGGGACUCAUUUUAGAGGUUGUCUCUUGGCCUUCAAAUCCCUUAUGGAACAACAUCCUGAACAGAAAAAAGUACUUGUUGGGCAGGUCCUAGUAUUUUCAUAUUUUACCGGCAUCAGUUUGGAUGGCCAUAUUAUGUUGUUUAGUGGCGAAGUUCGUCAUAAUUGGUUAGAUUUUAUUAAAAAAAUUAGACUACACCGAAAAGCAUUGGAGCGGGUACCAUUUUAUGAAAGGUCUCUAUCUCAUGUUUUGAGGAAUAUGAAGGUUGGAAGAAGAAAAUUUAUGCCUAAAGUAAUGGUUGGAGAAUAUGAAAGAAAUUUAAAGCAGCUAACAACUUCAAUUAGUGAUUAUGUUGGACAUAGAGCAUAUCCAGAGAACUGGCCAAAAACUAUGGAAAAAUAUGAAAUUGUUGUUGAAAGCGAAGCAGGUCCAAUGAUGGUCAGUCCUACAGGACAGUUCAUAGUUCCAGCUUCUAUACCAGGUCCACUUUUGGUAAAUUUUAUCACAAGUAGUUUUCAAGAAGCUGAUGAUAAAAUUAAGAAUUAUAAGAAAGACAAAAUAAUGGAAAAACAGUUACAUACCAAGUGUGUUUAUGAACUGAAUUUGUCAGCUCUUCACAAAGAUGAUAACAUCACUCCAGAAUUAAUGAUAAAGUUUUGUAUAAAACUCUUAGAAAGUAAAGAACAAGUAAGAGAUUUCACUAAAAAUUUACAUGUAAAUGUAGCAACAUAUUAUUCUGUACUUUCUGAUGGUAUUGUUUGUAUUCCAUGGAACUUUAACUUAUAAGAAAUCUUCAGUAAAGACGCGUGCACAUCACGCCAGAACAGUGAGCUAAGCCUACUGGCAAAAUAAUGGAUCGUAGACGGUAGGUAUGGUCAAGUAACAAAAGUUAACAAAACAAGCAUUAUUAUUGUGUUUAAAAUAUAAUUUAUGUUUAAAAAAAAUGUAUCAAUCCCAAUCUUUUGACCAACCCCAAGGCUGUGUCUCGUGCUUGUUUGUUUCUAUAGUUCUCUAAAUCCACAUGCCAGAAACAUUCUUGAUUUCUAUAUAAUCUUAUGAACUCAAUUGUUAACUAUUUAGUUUUGGAGGUGUUAUGAUAGCGAAAUUCUCAAAAAAAUACCAAAACAAAAAAUACGCGCUAGAAAAAUGUACCUGGCCUGUCUUUGAUGUGUACAGGGGGACAGCUGUAAGCCAGUGAUUAGUCUUCCAUGGUGAGAAAACGCUACUUUAUUUGUGUUGUCUCGAAAUUACAAUGCACACGGGACCAGUAUUGGCCUGGCUCACUGUCCUGGCUUGACUACUGGCGUCAUAUGCUUGCGCCUUAAGGUUAUAUUGUUCUUGUACCAAAAACAGUUGGUCAUUUUUAUAUAUAAAAUAUUUUACAUGUCUAUAGGUGAAGCUUAAACUUACAUUAUUUGUUGUCUAUUAAAAUAUUAAAGUAAAAACAGUUGUAACUGUAUUUUACUCUAGUCAAACAUAUUAGGUAUUAUUUACAUAUUAUAGUUAUUUUGAAAAUGAGAGAGUUCUUGAACCUUAAAGUGUAUAAUAUAUUCUUUAUUUUAGUUUUCUUGGGUAUUAGGUUCUGGUUUCUUCUUUUCUCUAAAUUAAGUCAUAGUACAAAUAAGGAGAAAAUCUUUUUUCGUGGUGAUCUUUAAUCUUCAAAGAACAAACGUUUUGGUCAAAAGCCUUCAUCAGUGUUAACAUUUUGACAUUCUGU
This is a messenger RNA of Sitophilus oryzae (rice weevil), 2506 nucleotides long. RefSeq names its product T-cell activation inhibitor, mitochondrial. The transcript is spliced from 6 exons. The coding region runs from base 109 to 1575 and encodes 488 amino acids. The record is from RefSeq and is a predicted model, not a curated record. NCBI's taxonomy places the organism in Eukaryota, Metazoa, Arthropoda, Insecta, Coleoptera, Curculionidae. Gene Ontology annotation, cellular component: mitochondrion.